AUGAAGAGAAAUGCUAAAAGUUACUUGUUAUCUUUUAGUGAUUUCUUUAAUUAUGCUAACAAUUAUAUUGCUCAAGCAAUUGAGGCUAACAAUUAUGGACGGUUAAGCUGGACCAUCAACAACUUUUCCAAGCUCCAUAUCAACAUCAACAAGCUCUAUUCAGAUAUUUUUAAUGUCGGAGGAUAUAAAUGGAGGAUACUAAUUUUCCCGAAAGGGGACAACGUUGAAUAUUUGUCGAUAUAUCUAGAAUUGGCUGAGUCCGAAACAUUUCUUCCUGGAUGGAGUAAAAGUGUCCAGUUUUAUUAUAGCUUAUCAGUUAUCAAUGAAAAUCCUCAACUAACUGUUAAAAAAGAAGCAAAGAAUGUGUUCUAUGCUAAUAACAAGGUUUGGGGUUUCCCUACAUUCAUUCCUUUAACCAAACUAAAUUACCCUUGCAAUGGUUUUCUUGUGAGCGACGUUUGCACGGUUGAAGCAGAGGUAAGGUUUUAUAUUGAAGAACUAGAUGACAAAAAGAAAUCUAAAGAAGCUAAUAAGAAGCCAACACACGUAAAAACUACGUCUACUUUAUCUGAAUAUGACACCUUGUUUGUUGGUAUUCAAAAUCUUUUGGAAGGAGAUACUUUUGAUUCAGACAAAUUCAUAAGCAGCUUUAGCUUAAGUUCUUCUUGCAGCGUUAGAGAAAUUGCCAAAGCAAAACAUACCUGGAAAGAAUACCUUGAGCUUGAUCUUGAUGAUAUCAUCCAGUUAGAGAAAUAUUUCAAGCUCAAGAAUUCAUUUUCAAUCUUGCUAAGUACCAAUUCCUUAGGUUAUAAGGAGCAGAAGGUGGAUGAGGUAACAGAGUUUAUGGCUAAUUUUGAUAGAAAUUGUGAGCAGUAUGAAAUUGCAAAAGAAGAGAUGAAAGAGGUCAAAGAGAAGGAAAAAUCAAUAGAUGAUCUUAAAACUUGUAUGAGGCAAAUAUGUUCGGAUUUCUUGCGAUUUAGAAAACAAGCUGAGGUUCAUGAUAAUGAAAUAGUCAAGCUGGAGAGGCAAUUAGCCGAAAGAAAGGCGAAUAAGGAAAGACAUAAAAAGAGGCUUGAAGAUAUGGCUAUUCGAGUGAGUUCUUUGAAACAAGCUUUGCUCACUACUGAAGAGGAUUAUGUGAAGCUGUCUGUGCCCAAGAAAGAACAAGCCAAGAAAGUCAUUGUUGACAUGAGAAACUCGUGGAAGAGUUUUAAGGAUGAGGGGUGUGCAGCUUCAGAGGUCAUACACCCAAAACUCACUGCUACUAAUUCUUCUUCUUCCUCUGGUAAAUCAAAACGUCAGCGUACGCAACCUCGGGCUUAUUCCAAUAAUCAACUUUAAACAGUUUUUUGAGAAAAAUAUUCCGAAAAUGUACAAGGAGAAUGGGAAGUGCAGCGGUAAGAAUAACCGGUGUUUUUGGAUCGACGGAGAAGAAUUCAUAAUGGCAGUGGCCAUGGCUGUGGUUGCAUAGUCGUCGAAUGAUGAUGAGAAUGGAGAGUCUACUAUAGCAUAGCUGCAUAGGUAGUUUUUAGAAUUUUUUUCUUUUGACCACGAGACAGUUAAGUUUUUUUUUUUGCUUGAUCGAGACGUCGAGACAGAUAUUUUAAUUUAUUUUCCUAUUUUGAAACCCAAUUUUAGAAUGAGUAAUUCAAGUUGUUUAAUUUCCAUUAAGUGGGAGAAUUCUAUUCAUAUUUGUUUCCAUUAAAGGGUGAUCGUAGAGUCUGUCUUUUAGCUGAUUAUGAAUAAAAAUUCUAUAUUUUCUUUUGAAGAAAAUGGUAGUAUUCUCAUUAGUACCUAUUAGGGCUCAAUAGUACGAUAUAUUAUGUCGUAUUAUAAUGUAUUGUAUUAUAUUUAAUUGAAAUAUAUAUUAUAUUUUUUAUAUAA
Messenger RNA from Cannabis sativa, 1884 nucleotides. RefSeq names its product MATH domain and coiled-coil domain-containing protein At3g58360-like. The record is from RefSeq and is a predicted model, not a curated record. Gene Ontology annotation, molecular function: protein binding. Lineage: Eukaryota; Viridiplantae; Streptophyta; Magnoliopsida; Rosales; Cannabaceae. The coding region runs from base 1 to 1341 and encodes 446 amino acids. The transcript is spliced from 7 exons.